GACAACGUUUGGAGUUAAAAUGUUUUUCUUAUUUUAAAAUAAAUACAACCUACACAAGUACAUUUUGAAAAGUUACCUAUGUAGAUAGUGGUACGUUUUGCUUUAUGAUUAAUGUGAAAGGCAGAUUAUGACGUCAUAAGCUAUUACUAAGUACCUAUUUAUUGGAUGUAAUUAUUACAUUACAGGGUCCUAAAUUGCCGUUACUUUGGGUAGAUAAUUAGUUCAGGUGUCUAUAAAAAGUACUUGAUCAAUGUCGUUUAGUGCACAUUCGUUAGCUUUCUUUGAGAGAAAAAGUGGUUCGUGUAAAUAGUUAUUAAAAAUGAAAUUGAUUGUGGCGCUAGCGUGCCUAGUUGCGUCUGCAGUAGCAGCUCCAAGCUCGCCAAGUUUAGCUGCUCGUCGUGCUUUGCCUGCCUUACAGCAUGAGGAAAUCCAUGAUGACUUUGGACAAUAUGCCCUCCGCUACGUCACCGCUGAAGGCACCGUGGUUUCGGAGCGAGGCCGGCUGGUGCCGACUCCUGAUGGUCGCGCCUAUGUCAUGGUCACGGAUGGUGAGACUUCUUACAUUGGUGAUGAUGGGAAAACCUACGUCACGAAAUACAGCGCAGGCCUAGAUGGAACCCACGUCGAGGGCGCUCAUUUACCAGUGCCUGUUUUAGUUCAAUAAAUUAUAUAGUUUCUUUAUUAAAAGGUAGUUU
This is a messenger RNA of Amyelois transitella, 695 nucleotides long. Its product is annotated as flexible cuticle protein 12-like. Lineage: Eukaryota; Metazoa; Arthropoda; Insecta; Lepidoptera; Pyralidae. The record is from RefSeq and is a predicted model, not a curated record. The transcript is spliced from 2 exons. The coding region runs from base 320 to 664 and encodes 114 amino acids.